GCCGAAGCUGGACCAUGGGCUGUGUCAAGUCCUGAGAUGACCGUCGGUGCUGUUGAUAAGAACUACACAGACUUUAUCUUUGACCAGCGACUGAUCCAUCUGGAAGUGUUUCCUUUGUCGAUUGAGGAGCUUGAGACAGUUGAUCGCAAUCAACAUGGCUACAACAUUGACCCUCUCUCUGAAGGGGAGAAGGGUCUCCUCAUUCAGACUUCUUUACAACGGUUGCGCCAUCCUCUCGUUCGCUAUGUUUGUGGCGAUGUUGCAUCUCUUCACCCGUUGCCAGAGACAGUUCAGAGAAAGCUCCCGCAAGAGACCAGUCAUCAUUAUAAAGUUGUGCGAAUAUACGGACGAGAUCGGAGAAUCAGCUUCGACUGGUACGGGGAAUAUUUCGAAUUUCACAUUGUACAAGCACUUAUGCGAACGGAGUCGUGGGGUGUCCUGCAAUAUCAGAUCAUCCUUCGUAAUAAGGAAGAGGAUGCCUCAGGUGUUGCUACUGUCCUAGAAGUUCGCAUCCUACGCGGCACGGGAAAUGGACAGAUAAGUGAGCAAGAGCUGACCAGGGAAAUCCGCAACUUCUUCAUGGUUUUCGAUUUCAAUGAGGAGCUAUUCCAGCUAAUCUUCCUAUCCAACUACAGCGGGUUUGUUCGAAGUACGACUGGGAGGAAAGUCAUCAACUUCGUUAACUGGACAGGAAAGAGUUGAAUUUCGUCUCUUUGCUUUACUGCCAGCUAG
Molecule: messenger RNA, 732 nt
Organism: Aspergillus caelatus
Lineage: Eukaryota; Fungi; Ascomycota; Eurotiomycetes; Eurotiales; Aspergillaceae
Exons: 1
Coding region: 37-702 (221 amino acids)
Source: RefSeq, a predicted model, not a curated record